GACCGCGUGGGUUGUUCUGAGUUCUCCUCACAGCGGUAUUUUCCUUCCCUCUCUUUCUCACUCGUCGGCCGGCUUCGCGUGCGUCGCGUCUUUUCCAACGCCUUUACCAAAACACAAAUAAUACCGCCUCAUCUUCCUCCCCUCCGAACUGCGUUUCGUCGAAUGCGUGCUGCGACCACCGCCCUCACGUCCAAUGACAUUUUUUCUUCUUCUUAACGUAACGUAUUUUGGGUAGAAUACUUUUCUCACCGGACAUUUUAAAAUACACAUUUACUGUCUUCCGGUACUUCACCCCCCUUUCCCUUCUCUCUCACGUAGUGCGGAAAACGAUUUUUUUUUUACCUCGUGGCUUCUGAACUUAACGUGUGUUUAAACCGUGUCGUAAUCUUAGAGACGUUAGACAUGAUGUCCAGUGUCGCACACUCGGGUACGGACGACAGAUGGACCCGCGCAGGCCGCUGAGACGCCACCCCCCGCCGCCCCCGGGGGCGGGACCCCGCCGCCACCACGCCGGGCGCCCCAUGGACGCCGCCGGCCGCUGACGGCGGAGCGCCGCCGGGCCGAGGCGCCAUGGACACGGACGACGAGGACCUGGACGAGUGCACGCGGGCCCUGAACGGCUCGGCGCGCAAGCAGUUGUGGGUGAAGGCCGUGAGGAAGAUCACGUCACAGAGGCAUCAUGCAGCCUCCUUCGCUGAUCCUUUCGGCCGCGACUGCAAGGCUUCCGCCCCGAGCAAGGUGCCCGACGAGCCGCGCAGCCCCGGGGACGGCUCGUGCACGCCGCCCCCACUGCCGACGGAGGGCGGCGGGGGCGGAGGCGGCGGGGGCGGUGACCAGCUGCCCCUGGCGGAGCUCACCGCCGUGGUCGCCGUCGAGGAAGACGAGUCGUCGGUCGCCAACAGCGGCGCGGUGUUCAAGCGGGGCUUCGUCUACAAGGGCAUCUACUGCCCGUCGCUGACCAACAGCUUCCGGGAGAGCCACCUGGAGCUGGCCUACCAGCGCUACUCGCACCGCCAGCGCCAGAAGUCGCUCAUCGUCGUCAACGUGGUCGACUCGCUGCUGAAGGUCGUGCUGGGAGUGGUGUGGGCUCUGGACAAGGACCUUGAGGAGGUGCCCUCUGGUGAGGCGGUGGCUUGGACCACCUGCUCCAUGGCCGCCAACAUCACGGUGUGCGUGCUGGGCUGGUGGCGCUGCUUCGCCAACAACUACCUCCACUGGGCCGCCAUCUGCACCUGGUUCCUGCUCAACGCCCAAGGUUUCGUGGGCUCCGGCAUCGGCUUCACGUUCCAGUACCAAGUGUGGUACGUGCUCUUCAUCGUGUUCGUGACGUACGCCAUGCUGCCGCUGCCGCUGCGCUGGUGCAUGAUCCUGGGCGUGGCCACCGCCGUCAUCCACAUCAUCAUCUCCGUCGUCAACAUGUUCAUCAACCAGAUGGUGAGCAUGGACGUGACGUCGAACCUGUACCAGCCCAUCGCCAACUCGACGCUGUACAUCGCCGUGAACUUCGCCGGCAUGUACACCAAGUACCUGACGGACCGCGGCCAGCGCAAGGCCUUCCUGGAGACGCACCGCUCCAUGGAGACGCGCUGCCGCACCCAGAGGGAGAACGACCGCCAGGAGAAGCUGCUGCUGUCCGUGUUGCCGGACUUCGUGGCGAAGGAGAUGAUCAGGGACAUCGCGCGCGAGGAGGAGAAGGGCGCCUUCAUGCCCAACCAGUUCCACAAGAUCUACAUCCACCGCUACGAGGACGUCAGCAUCCUGUUCGCCGACAUCAAGGGCUUCACCGCCUUGGCUAGUCAGUGCAGUGCCCAAGAGCUGGUCAGAGUUCUCAACGACUUGUUUGCCCGCUUCGACAAACUGGCGGCGGAGAACCACUGCCUGCGCAUCAAGCUGCUGGGCGACUGCUACUACUGCGUGUCGGGGCUGCCGCGGGCCCGCGCCGACCACGCGCACUGCUGCGUCGAGAUGGGGCUGCACAUGAUCAAGGCCAUCCAGUACGUCCGCCACAAGACCCAGGUUGACCUCGACAUGCGGAUCGGCAUCCACUCGGGGUCGGUGCUGUGUGGCGUGCUGGGACUGAGGAAAUGGCAGUUCGAUGUCUGGUCCUACGACGUCACUCUGGCGAACCACCUCGAGUCAGGAGGCAUCCCCGGGCGCGUGCACAUCUCCAAGGCGACUCUGGACUGCCUCAACGACGUGUACGAGGUGGAGCCGGGCCACGGCGACACCAGGGACAGCUACCUCAAGGAGCACGGGGUGGAGACCUUCAUCAUCAGGCAGGUGGAGCCGCUGAGGCCGCGCCGUCGCCUGCACCAUCGCGGCUCCAGACCCCGGCUGUGGUCCGAGGAGGACAAGGCGUGCCUCGCCCCCGACAACAACAACUCCGCGCCCCCCUCGGCGCCCGCCCCCGUGCCACGCAACCACAACCACAACCACAACCACAACCACCAGGCCAUCGGCUUCAUCGACGAGGAGGCCACCACCGACUGGCAGCCCGAGAUUCCCUUCGAGAACCUCAACACGCUGAGCUCGGAGCCGGACGACGACCUUCUGGAGGAGGACCCGGAGCGCGGCGACAAGGGGGAGCCGGGGAUCAGCAUGGCGGAGGAGGUGGACGAGAUCAUCGACCACAGCAUCGAGAUCGAGAGCAACAAGCGCAUGCGCGAGGCCAACCUCAACCCCUGGACGCUGCGCUUCAAGGACCUCGACAUGGAGACCAAGUUCUGCAAGCUAAGGGAAGAAAUGUUCAAGUCAAACAUGCUGUGCUGCUUCAUCAUCUGGAUUUUCAUUGUUGUGUGCCAAGUUAUUGUCAUGCCCAGCUCCACGGCGCUGGUGCUGUCCUUGUCGCUGACGACUCUGGUGCUGAGCUGCGCGCUGGUGCUGGUGAUGGCGGAGGAGUUCAGCCAGCUGCCCGACGCGCUGCGCACCAUGUCCAACGUGCUGGUGCACCACAGGAACCGGCGCACCGUCUUCAUCUGCUGCGUGGUGCUGCUCAUGUCCGCCACGUCCUCCGUCAGCCUGAUCAUGUGUCCGUGCGAGCUGAUGACCAACUUCACGGCGCCCGCAGCAACCACCAGCACAACCACCACCACCACCACCGCUGCGACCUCCGCCGCAGGCAACCAGUCCAUGAGCCAGGUGAUCCUGUCCCUCAUCCUCACCAUCUCGGCGCAGAACAGGACCGGGCCGGAGGCUGAGGCGCCGCUGGACCCUAGCUGCGCCAACUGCACCCGGGCCAUCGUGCUGACGGCCAGGUCCAGCCUCGAGGUCGGCCAGAGGAGGCGGCGCUCCGCGGUCGACAGCCGGGCGUCAGGGCGCGCGCCGGACACCAGCCGAGGGGAGCCGACGAGGAGGAGGAGGAGGAGGAGCAUCGCGACGGGCGCCGACGCGCAGGUCGCGGUGCGGACCUCCGCCUCCGCCGCCGUCGGGGGCGGCAGCAGCAGCGGCGGCGGCGACGGCUACGCGCUGGUGCCCGACGACCUGUGCCUGCGGCCCGAGUACAUCGUGUUCACGUGGGUGCUGUGCCUGGUGGCGCUCGCCACCUCGCUCAAGCUCUACUACCUGGUGAAGACCGCGCUGGCCGCCACCAUGGUCAGCUCCUUCAGCGUGCUCAUCGUGUACGCGUACCCGGUCGUCUUCAGCAUGGCCAACCUGGAGACGGUGAUGCCGCUCAACUCGCAGAUGCUGAUCCUGCUGGUGGUGUUCUUCACCAUGGUGGCGUACCACGCGCGCCUCGUGGAGGUGACGGCGCGCCUCGACUUCCUGUGGAAGCAGCAGGCGGAGCGCGAACUGGCCGACAUGAUGGAGACCCGCCAGAACAACACGCAGCUGCUCAAGAACAUCCUGCCCGACCACGUGGCGCGCCACUUCCUGUCCGAGGAGCGGCAGGCCGAGGAGCUGUACUCCCAGUCGCGGGACAAGGUGGGGGUCAUGUUCGCCAGCAUCCCCAACUUCACGGAGUUCUACUCGGAGGACAUCAACAAGGGCAUGGAGUGCAUUCGGCUGCUCAACGAAAUCAUAGCGGAUUUUGACGAGCUACUGGACGAAGAUAGGUUCAAAAGCAUAGAGAAAGUGAAGACUGUCGGUGCGACGUACAUGGCGGCCUCCGGCCUCAACCCAGCGGAAAAUGGCGAGGACGAGUACGAGCACCUGUGCGCGCUGGUGGACUUCGCCCUGGCCAUGAAGCAGCGCCUGGAUGACGUCAACACGCACUCCUUCAACAACUUCCACCUGCGCGUGGGCAUCAGCUGCGGCCCGCUGGUCGGCGGAGUGAUCGGCGCGCGCAAGCCAGUCUUCGACAUCUGGGGCAACACCGUGAACGAGGCCUCGCGCAUGGACUCCACGGGCACCAUGGGCCAGAUACAGGUGCCCAAGGACACCGCGGCGAUCCUGGAGGCGCGCUGCUUCCAGCUGCAGCUGCGCGGGGUGAUCGCGGUGAAGGGCAAGGGCGAGAUGGAGACCUACUACGUGGUGGGGCGCCGCGGGUCGCGCGCGGGGGCCUUCACGCGCCAGCCCAGCGCGUACAACAGCCUGGCCGCCGUGGUGUACGGCAUGGUGCAGGCUCGCCGCAAGCAAACCAUCAAGAAGAGCACCACGCCGGGCGGCAGCCUGAUCAGCCGCACGCGCUCGCAGCAGAAGGGCGUGGACGGCGGCAGCGUGGGCAGGCUGGCCAACUUCAGCAGCAUGCGCGCGCUGGGCCGCUCCACCCCGGGCCACGCGCGCCGCAACACCACGAGGGCGGGCGGCGGCCACCAGCCCUCGCACUCGGCGGGCGGCGACGCCUGGACGCAGGGCAGCGCGCGGCAGCUGUCGGCCGCCCGCAGCAGCUCCGUGCUGCUGGCCGCGCUGCAGCCGUCCUCCGCGCCGCAGACUCCCGCCGUGACGGGCGGCGACUGGCAGCCGCUGUCCCGCAAGGUGUCCGGGGCGUCGCUGCAGCCCGAGGCCGGCGACCAGCGAUAAGGUUCACGGAGCUGAUGGCAUCAGCGCCGCGGCGAGAGAUACAGCCGACAAACGACCACCGACCUGGGUGAAGAAGUUGAUGCAC
Messenger RNA from Bacillus rossius redtenbacheri, 5044 nucleotides. It is a transcript of the gene Adcy8, whose product is annotated as adenylyl cyclase 78C. Gene Ontology annotation, biological process: cAMP biosynthetic process; adenylate cyclase-activating G protein-coupled receptor signaling pathway; intracellular signal transduction. The record is from RefSeq and is a predicted model, not a curated record. Gene Ontology annotation, cellular component: plasma membrane. The transcript is spliced from 28 exons. Lineage: Eukaryota; Metazoa; Arthropoda; Insecta; Phasmatodea; Bacillidae. Bases 571 to 4959 code for a protein of 1462 amino acids. Gene Ontology annotation, molecular function: adenylate cyclase activity.